Molecule: messenger RNA, 1005 nt
Organism: Magnusiomyces paraingens
Lineage: Eukaryota; Fungi; Ascomycota; Dipodascomycetes; Dipodascales; Dipodascaceae
Exons: 1
Coding region: 1-1005 (334 amino acids)
Source: RefSeq, a predicted model, not a curated record
AUGCUCCAUAUAAGAUUCUUCAAGCCUCCAGCAUGGCAGGGUAAAAAGUCGCCCGAUCUAAAUGCAGUUCUCACGGUGGCCAAUGAUUUGGGUGAAGAGCCCUUUUACGGGUCUGCUGAACUAUGUGCAGAUGUCUUUGCAGGAGGCCGUAAGCUCAAGUCGGUUACACUUCGCUGGACCCCAGGCAUGCGCGCUGUUCCGCUCAAAGUCCCUGGAUCGGUUUUUGCUGCGGUUCCCAAAAAGACUCCUGUAGAGGUCCGUGUGAGUGUCCCAGACCCUAAAACAGCAGUAAAUUUGUUGUUAGACGAAUCCGCUCAACAAACUCUACAAUUUCUCCCUGUAUCUUCGGUACCCUUCACUUCUACCCCAGAGAAAAUAGCUGUCCGCAAAGUGCCGACAUCUUUUAAAGACCCGCUAACUAUCUACGAAGAAUCCCAGGAAAGCAUUGCGCGGCACCUGUGGGAUGCAGGCCUCUACACUGCCGACUUGUUUCUGCAACAUCCAGACUCUCCCAUUGUGGAUCUUCUCGAAGACUCCACUACUAAAUGGCCACCUCAAACGGUCCUUGAGCUUGGGGCCGGGUGUGGGUACGUUGGCCUGGCAUUUGGUGCAGCAUAUCCUGGCACCCGGAUUGUUUUGACAGAUUUAGACGAUGCACAGGCUAUUUGCACGCGCAACAUAGCUGCCAAUGCGUCAAGAAUUGCGCCAUCAACUGCAGAGUUCCAAGUACUAGACUGGGAAGAAGAAGAGAGUCCGCUGGAUCCUGUGCCGGACCUAGUUCUUGUGACGGAUUGCACAUAUAACCAGGCGUACUACGGAGCGUUGCUGGCGAUGUUGGCGCGUGCAGUCAAAACAGGUGCGACAGUAUUGUUAGCCCAUAAGCAUCGUAAUGACGCCGAGUCAAGUUUUUUCGAGAGCCUGGACGCACACCCAGGGCUCUGUCUUGUUCGCCGGUUUGAUAUGGAAGUAGCUGGGAGUCCAUUGACAGUUGUUGUUUGCCGAUAG